AUGAGACAAGCGCUCCACGCUUUUCCUUACAUCCUUGAAUGGAAGUUAGGAACUGUAAGUGGGCACGAAACGCAGCUCGACGUGCAGCCAGUCUUCGAAACCCCAUACUAUGUACCGAAAGGCGCGUUACUCGGAGAGCAGUUCAAUCUUAAGCUGGCUUAUGGCCCAGUUCUUUACACGAAUUAUUCUCUACAGAUACCAGAAGCUGCGGUGAAGAGCUCCACGCUUCCACAUCCAACAAUCAAAGCCACGGACUCGGACGCGGACUCGGGCCCCUCGCUCGCCGUGAAAUAUCUCGACAAAUCAAGAGCCACACCGGGGGCGGUUGAAGGUAUCUUCGCUAUUCCUGUACAUGGAACGCGCAAAGGAGGUUUGAUAUACGAGGACCAGGAUAUUGAAGCAUGGGAGCCGGACAAGAGGGGCAUAUACUACCUUGGAAAGGACUUGGAUGACUGCGAGCGGCGGGAGUGGACUUUCCUCGGCGAGAUCGAAGUGGUUGAGGUCAUCAGCUACGAAGAAGAGGACUAAUCGAGGUUGGUCAGGAUUGGCAUAACCUCUCCCAGGAGGGUUUGGGAGUCUCAAACCCUCUGAAGACCGCUUUCCAGGUGGCUAUAUCAGCAAUUCCUUAUUCCUCGUUGUUGAGCCUCUUGACUCUUCCUACUGGGGACCGGCGAGGAAAGUCCCCAAUGAUUGAGGUUGCAACCUCUCCACAGGAACAGCUCCUCCUAUCUUUCUCCCACAACUUGCCCCAGACAUCUAUGUUACCAAGCACGUGAUCGGGAGGAAAUCGG
Trematosphaeria pertusa is the source of this 791-nucleotide messenger RNA. RefSeq lists its product as uncharacterized. NCBI's taxonomy places the organism in Eukaryota, Fungi, Ascomycota, Dothideomycetes, Pleosporales, Trematosphaeriaceae. The coding region runs from base 1 to 528 and encodes 175 amino acids. The transcript is spliced from 3 exons. The record is from RefSeq and is a predicted model, not a curated record.